AUGGACCUCAUGCUGCUCGGUUUCCUCUACGCCUUCGGGGCGACGUGUGUGAUGAACUACCUCAUUAUGCUGGUGCGCAUCUGGACGACGGAGAUGAACGUUCAACGGCGGAAGAGGAUCGUCGAGGCGUACGAAAAGCUGCACGGGCCUUUGAGCAACCGUGCGGCGGAGGAGAGGGAGGGUGAAGGCGACGCGCCUGAGACCGAUGCGUCAGCUGACUUGCUGUCCGAGGAGCCGCUACGCGUCGCCUUUCUCCACCCCGACCUCGGCAUCGGUGGCGCGGAGCGGCUGAUUAUCGACGCCGCUGUUGGACUUCAGAAGCGCCAAUCGAUCCGCCUCGUGGAGGUGAUGAUCGUCACGAAUCACCACGACCGCCGUCGAGCCUUCAAGGAGACGACGGAUGACACGGUGCGCAUUGUGGUGCGGGGCAGCAUGCUGCCCGCCAGUAUCUUCGGCCGCGCCAAGGUGCUGUGCGCCACGAUCCGCAUGGGUUUCGCCGCCUUCGCGACAUGCUGGAGCUUUCCGAAUACAGACUGUUUCGUUGUAGAUCAGGUGGCGGCGGCGAUGCCGGUCCUCAACUUUUUCGCCGGCAGAACCCCGAUCCUCUUCUACAGCCACUUCCCUGACCAGCUCUGUGACCCGAACCGCAACCCCGACGGAACCUUCAAAAGCCCCGGCUCUGGUGUGGCUCCGUGGCACGAGACCUAUCGCGGCUUCUUCGACCAAGUAGAGACCUCUUCCAUGAAUUUUGCCACGAGCAUCGUGUGCAACUCAAAGUUCUCGCGUCAGGUGUGCAUCGACACGUUCCCGAAGCUGGCCGACAAAAUCGACGAGGCCACCGAUAUCUUUUACCCGCCAGUGGACAUGAAGGUACGCGAGGUGACAGAGGACGCCCUUUCCGAGUCUGCAGCUUUGCGUGAGCUGAAGGAGGCAGUGAGCGGCGCUGUCACCUUCGUCUCCAUCAACCGCUACGAGCGCAAGAAAAAUAUCGAGCUGGCCAUCGAGGCCUUCGCGCUCCUGCUGUCGACGGGUGAGUUCAAGAGCGCAGAUGGCAAGAAGCCGCUAAUGCUGGUCAUCGCCGGCGGCUACGACCCCCGGUUGGAGGAGAGCGUGCAGUACGCCGACGAGCUGGCCGCGCUUGCGACAACGAAGCUGCACAUUCCAGCAUCCCAGGUGCGCUACCUAAAGAAUAUCAGCGACGAUGAAAAGAUCGUGCUGCUGUCUGAGAUGCGGGCCCUCGUGUACACGCCCUCUCGUGAGCACUUUGGCAUUGUGCCGGUGGAGGCCAUGGCGUACUCGAAGCCGGUUGUCGCGAUCGUCGAUGGCGGCCCGUGCGAGAGCGUUGGCAACGUGGAGCUGGAGGACCCAUCGAAGUGCGGCGGACUCCUGUCGUCGCCGGAUCCGGCGGCUUUUGCGGAGAAGAUGGCAUGCUUUGCGCGCGACCCGGCCUACGCAGCCAAGGUCGGUGCACAAGGUCGUGCCCGCGUCCUCGAGAGGUUCAGCAUGGAGGCGUUCAGCACGCAGCUAGUGACACGCCUGGUGCGCCUGCGGAGUGAAGCGGACAAGAAGUUGUUGGCUGAGGGCAUCGAGUUUGCCAGGAAAGAGGCGGCCUCCAAGGCAGGUAAAUCUUCACUGAAGGCGAAGAGCGACUGA
This is a messenger RNA of Leishmania mexicana MHOM/GT/2001/U1103, 1653 nucleotides long. Its product is annotated as glycosyltransferase-like protein. The record is from RefSeq and is a predicted model, not a curated record. NCBI's taxonomy places the organism in Eukaryota, Euglenozoa, Kinetoplastea, Trypanosomatida, Trypanosomatidae. The coding region runs from base 1 to 1653 and encodes 550 amino acids. Gene Ontology annotation, molecular function: alpha-1,3-mannosyltransferase activity; GDP-Man:Man(1)GlcNAc(2)-PP-Dol alpha-1,3-mannosyltransferase activity. The transcript has a single exon.